UUCUGUGGCUUCCUAAUUUCUUAUUGUCGAAUUCGUGAAUUUUAGAAUGAUAGUAACUUUCCGGAGACACAAAAUUUAAGAUUUUUUUUUUGUAUUUAACUAACUACUGUAACGUUUCUUAUAGUUUAUGCAAGCUUCAGAAAGACAUUUUUUAGCAUAUUACCUAAAUUAUAAAUUCCAUGAAAUAUAGACGGCGUUAAAUUUUUCUUUUCUUCAUUUUACUUGAUGACAUUUUGUAGCUGUCCUCAUCCUUACGAUUUGUGCAAAUGGAUGAUUCUGUGAUUUCUCCAGGUAACAAAAUGGGCGAUUCCGCAUCAGAAAGUGAUUCAAGUUCUCUCGAUGGCGGCGCAAUGCUGCCUCCCAGCACUGUCUCACGAGAUCAGUUGCAGAAAAGAAUCGAAUCACUUCAGCAACAAAAUAGAGUAUUAAAAGUGGAACUUGACACAUACAAACUUCGAGUCAAAGCUUUGCAGGAAGAAAAUCGAGCCUUACGCCAAGCUUCAGUGUCAAUUCAAGCCAAGGCUGAACAGGAGGAAGAAUACAUUUCUAACACACUGCUGAAAAAAAUACAAGCUCUAAAGAAGGAAAAAGAAACUCUUGCACAUCAUUAUGAGAGAGAAGAGGAGUGUCUUACCAACGAUCUCUCACGUAAAUUGAAUCAAUUACGCCAAGAGAAAUGUCGCCUGGAGCAAACGUUAGAACAGGAACAAGAAUGCUUGGUAAAUAAAUUAAUGCGAAAAAUAGAGAAACUUGAAGCAGAAACCCUUGCAAAGCAAACUAAUUUAGAAAGACUUCGUAGAGAGAAGGUUGAAUUAGAAAACACAUUGGAGCAGGAGCAAGAGGCUUUGGUGAAUAGACUAUGGAAGAGAAUGGAUAAAUUGGAAGCUGAAAAACGGUCGCUACAAAUAAGAUUGGACCAACCCGUUUCUGAUCCAGCUAGCCCUAGGGACAUCAGUAAUGGCGAUACAGCAUCUAAUCUAAGUAAUCACAUCCAAACACUGAGGUCAGAAGUUGUUAAAUUAAGGAAUCAAUUAGCUGUUUCUCAAAAUGAGAGUAAAGAAAAAAUGCAACGAUUUGUGCUAGAGGAAAAACAUAUCAGGGAAGAAAACCUCCGCUUACACAGAAAGUUGCAACAGGAGGUGGAACGUCGUGAAGCUUUAUGCAGACAUCUUUCUGAAAGUGAAUCUUCUCUAGAGAUGGAGGAGGAGAGGCAGUUUAAUGAGGCUUUGAGUGCGCGGUCCCGCAGCGUGUCGUCGCCGGGCGGCUCGCGGCCGCUGUCCCCGUACGCGUCGCCGCUGCUGCCCGCGCCCGGCCGCCACCCCGCCAUGCACUUCAACUCGCAGGUAGCCGCCGGCUUUGCGCUUGCUAUUACUGUAUUUGCCUGUGUGUACUUUUAGGUUUAGGCCCCGGCCCGAUAAAGUUUGCCGCCCUAUAAAUUGAGGGUAAAAGGCAAAAGCAGCGUGCGUAUUGGGGACGUGACUUUUUGGAACUAAUCGAUUAUUUUCUUUGUAAAAUAAAUCUAUUAAUGUAACUGAUUUAUAAAAUUUAUAUUUAAUUUAGAAUUCAUUUGGCUGACUGUUUUUUUACGUAUAAAAUUCAUCAUUAUUUCACAUCCCUAGUACUCAUGAUGAUGGCCUUUUUGGCCCUAUUGUAAAUACCCCCAUGGCCUUAAUACUGCCGUGCUUAGGUAAAAGGCAGUGAAGUUGUGGAUGGGUCAUAUGAAAGGGAUACGUUUUGAGAUGGAAAAUUUAAACUACCCGCAAAAUAAAAACAAUUUCAAAUCAACA
Messenger RNA from Melitaea cinxia (Glanville fritillary), 1787 nucleotides. RefSeq names its product coiled-coil domain-containing protein 6. Bases 267 to 1397 code for a protein of 376 amino acids. The record is from RefSeq and is a predicted model, not a curated record. NCBI's taxonomy places the organism in Eukaryota, Metazoa, Arthropoda, Insecta, Lepidoptera, Nymphalidae. The transcript is spliced from 10 exons.